This is a messenger RNA of Aspergillus candidus, 1503 nucleotides long. Its product is annotated as PIG-F family protein. Lineage: Eukaryota; Fungi; Ascomycota; Eurotiomycetes; Eurotiales; Aspergillaceae. The transcript is spliced from 3 exons. Gene Ontology annotation, biological process: GPI anchor biosynthetic process. The coding region runs from base 384 to 1358 and encodes 324 amino acids. Gene Ontology annotation, cellular component: endoplasmic reticulum membrane. The record is from RefSeq and is a predicted model, not a curated record.
GAUCAUAGACGCUCCCUCCAGCCUAACCCUUUAUACAAUGGGGGCAGAAAUCGACACCGAGACCAGUGCACAUUUGCAAGGAAUCAAGUAUCAGGAGUAACACACAUAGAGGCUUUCAGAUGUAGGACAAGCCGAAGGCACUAGAUGAGAUGAUAGUCCACGAUGACACCUCGGGCACUCAGCUGUCAAUGUCACAAACACAACAAACACCACAAACAGAAACAUAACCAACAAACCAAACAAACACAUCCGGCGCAUCCACUGCAUCCGACGGAGCUUCUUCUUCUCCCCAUCAGGACAGACAACACACGACCAGAUCAAUCCCACAAAGUCGGGCACAGCCCAUCCAGGGACCGACACCACCAGAAACAGCAGCCGCAGCAAUGCCUCAAUCCGCCUCCGCCACCUCCUCCGUGGCCGCAAGCCCCCCCGCAACCCCAACAACCUCGUCAUCCACAGGAGGGGGGGGCCCUCUAGGAGGGCCAGCACCGCCCAAGACCGCACCGCCGACGCCCAUCCAGCCCACCCAAUUCGCGCGGGUCUACGCCUCCGCCCACCCGCUGCUUCUCCUCGGACUGCUCGCAUGGCGUUUCCCGGCUCUGGUCGCCGACCCGGUCGCUGAAAUGACGAGUGUCGUGCCGUUUCUCGCUGCACUGCAGACUUUCUUCGUUAUGACGGUGCUUCCUCCCGCCGGAUCCGCGCCUGCCACUUUGACCCCGGCAACAACGACAAUCGGUAAAGAGGACCGUCUGGAAGAAAAGGAGAAAGACUCUGCUGUGCCCCGUUCGGAAAUCAUCAAGCCGAAUAAGGGUCCCUAUCGUCGCAAGGCGCCCUUUGCGUCGUCUUCGUCGUCUGCGUCGCCUGUCUUGGCCGUUGGGAGAGCUUUAACCACCCGAUUGACCCCAACCCUAAUCAGCCUCUUCCUAACAACCUUCCUCGCCACGCCCGCCCUCGCCCUCCUCCUCAUCCUCUUCGGCGCCCCCCUGACAACCCACAACGCCCAAACCCUCCUCUGCGCCGCCCACAUGGCCGUUCUAACCGCCAUCCCACUCGUCUACGUCCACGGCGUCGACAGCACCGUCUGGAAAGACGUGUGGGGGUUCGCUCGCCCGGGCGAUCUCGUCUGGGGCGGGGCGCUGGGCGCUUGUGUGGGUGCUUGGUUGGGUGCGGUGCCCAUUCCGCUUGAUUGGGACCGCCCAUGGCAAGCCUUCCCGAUCACCAUCCUCGUCGGCGCAUACCUCGGCUACGCGGUGGGGUGUAUCCUCGGCCGGACGUGCCUGUUUGGCAGCGUGCUUGAUUUGUCGGAGUCGGAGGGUGUCGCGGAUGGGGAUGUUGAUGCGGAGAAGAAAAAUGAAUGAAUAGGUCAUUCGUUCCCUGCAUUCCUUCCAUUCCAUUUAUUAACUUCACUUAUUUUACAAGGUGUAUAUGUAUGUCUAGUCGUUUUGUUCCAUUUUACUUCUUUAUAUUAUAUUAUAUUAGAUACCCUUGUUUGUGCGAUGAGGG